ACUGAAUCAUCAUCCUCAUCAGCAGAGAGUUUGGGGUGGAUCUGCUUUCGCCAUGAGUGGGAAAGGCUGUCAGCUCCUGGUGUCUCCCUGCAGUGUGUCUCCAUCCAUGAACAUGAUCCGAGGGCACCAGCCCCAAGCCAUACGGAUGCCGCUGUCAUCCCCCCAGCAGACCAGUUUCAGUCCAUCUUCCGGGAGGAUGGUGAAAAUCAAAAGGGAAACGGCCCGUUCUCUGGCUUCUCAAAAAGAGAGCGGGGACAACAUUGUUUUGCCAACCCUGAGCCUCCGUAGGAAAGUGUUAACCAACGGAAAACAUCUCACUGUGCCAACUGAAUCCACGCACCAGCAGCCAUCCGCUCCUCAUCCUCAAGACAGAGCAGUGGCAAGAAUGUUCCCCUCCAACAACAGCAAAGAUUGCUCUAUGUCUGAACCCACCAUGGAUGUAUUUGGUCGAUCGGCUGCUCUCAACCUGACCGGGACCAUGACUGCCUUCAGAGGUCAAUCGAAUGCCGCAGGGCCUGCAGCUCCUCAUCCUCCAUCACAGUCACACCCUCAUAGUGUGCCGACUCCCCACACUGAUGCCAGAUCCUUACUGUCCAGAGAAUCAUUGGCAUCUACCACCCUCAGCCUGUUUGAAACACAGUCACUGUUUAGUGGCAGACAUGACUGGCCAUAUGGUUACCGUGUGCUCCCGCCCCUGGGACCACCUCAGUGCUCUACCCAGGCCAGUGAGGGCGGAGAGCAGCUCCGCCUUUCCCCUGGCACGGACAUGUCGGGCACGACUGUAUCAGGUGGCACAAGCACCUCUGCCUCUCUGCCCUCAUAUCUCUUCACAGGUGAGGCUGGAAGUCCAAGACAGUCCCGCGCUAAGAAGAGAGCUCUCUCCACGUCCCCUUUAUCGGAUGUGAUGGGUAUCGACUUUAACUCAAUAAUACGCACCUCCCCGACGUCACUUGUGGCAUACAUCAAUGGUUCCCGCAGCUCUCCGGCUUCCCACCCCACCCUCUCGCCUGUGCCCUCAGAGAGUUACGGACACUUCCUGGGCGUUAGAGGCCGCUGCAUCCCUCAGAUCCAUCCCUACAGCACACAGGGCUCUUCCCAGGCUCUGGCCCCUCUGUCAGAGUGUGGCCGUAUGCAGAUGCUUGAAGAGGGAGGGGGUCUGGAGAGCCAGAUGGCAAACAUGGUGGUGGAGCAGCAGUGCCUCCCAGAUGAAGGAGGGGUGCUGGAGAAGACUCCCGAUAGCUGCAGCCAAACUACCAACAAUAUGCUGCCACCACUACAGUUAGAGCCAGCUUUGUUGAAUACUGUCCAAGAAGCUGCUCCUCCGCAAGGGCCUCCACCUCCCUACCACUCGCACCAGCACGUCCGCCUCUCCAGACAUCAUGGCAAAAUAAAAGCCGCUCCUGAGGACCCUUUCUUACAAGUUCCCAUGGUUCCUACGAGGCAUGGAGUCAGCUUUUUACCACAAAUCCCAAUGCUGGAGGAAGAAGAGGGAGAGACAGAGGACUAUGGAGCCCACUGCUGCAGGUGGUUGGACUGCAGUGCAGUGUAUGACCAAAAGGAGGAGCUGGUCAGGCACAUAGAGAAGCUCCAUGUGGACCAGAGGAAGGCAGAGGAUUUCACAUGUUACUGGUUGAGCUGUCCACGCAACUUCAAGCCCUUCAAUGCUCGAUACAAGCUUCUCAUCCACAUGAGGGUCCAUUCUGGAGAGAAGCCCAACAAGUGUUCGUUCGAAGGCUGCAAGAAGGCUUUCUCUCGACUUGAGAAUCUGAAGAUCCACCUGCGCAGCCACACAGGGGAGAAGCCCUACCUGUGUCAGCACCCGGGAUGCCACAAGGCUUUCAGCAACUCCAGUGACAGAGCAAAGCACCAGCGCACACACCUGGACACAAAGCCAUAUGCAUGCCAGGUGCUGGGCUGCGCCAAGCGUUACACUGAUCCCAGCUCCCUGAGGAAACACAUGAAGUCUCAUUCUAGUAAAGAGAGACAACUGCGGAAGAAGAUGAAAUCCACUUCGGAGGUGACCCAGGACACACUGACAGACUGUUUAACCAUCCACCCUCUACAGCCGAGUCUCUCUCCUUUGGCAAGGCUAGACGGCAACUUGAACCGAUCCCCUGGUGCCUCGCAUGAUUCAUACUCUGAUGCUCCACAGGGACCUGACUCCUGCAGUAAUUCUCACCUGGCUCUUCUGUUCUCCUUACAAGACAAUUACAGUUUCGUUGAGCCUUCCCCUCACCCGCUCUUCCCCGGAGAGAACUGCGGGCCUUGCUCCUCCACCUGCCUCCCGCAUCCUCCCAGUGGGGCACCCCUGCAGAGCAACAGCGAUCUGAAACAGCCCAGCCAGCCUUCCGAUCUGGCCCAUCACAACCCAGGAUUUGGUGUCCACAUUCAAGGGGAGGAUAUGACUGCUCAUCAAGCCUUGCUUGGAGGGGAUUUCUUCCAUGUAAAAGACCGCUGCACAAGCCAGGUCUCCUCCUGCAUAUACACAGAGGGAUGACACCGCACACCUGUGGCUGCCCUUCCUUUGCACUAUAUUAUGUCCUCGUUGCAUUUAAAUCAGCCGCUUAAUGAGAAGAAUACACACCUGGCAUUGCAACCAGGCAGCAGAAUUGUUUAGCAAUACAUAAAGUGCAUUAGAUUAGAGCUGCUGGC
Molecule: messenger RNA, 2652 nt
Organism: Salarias fasciatus (jewelled blenny)
Lineage: Eukaryota; Metazoa; Chordata; Actinopteri; Blenniiformes; Blenniidae
Gene: glis3
Product: GLIS family zinc finger 3
Exons: 9
Coding region: 53-2497 (814 amino acids)
Biological process (GO): regulation of transcription by RNA polymerase II
Cellular component (GO): nucleus
Molecular function (GO): DNA-binding transcription factor activity, RNA polymerase II-specific; RNA polymerase II cis-regulatory region sequence-specific DNA binding
Source: RefSeq, a predicted model, not a curated record